Polistes dominula (European paper wasp) is the source of this 3850-nucleotide messenger RNA. It is a transcript of the gene rk, whose product is annotated as G-protein coupled receptor rickets. Gene Ontology annotation, biological process: adenylate cyclase-activating G protein-coupled receptor signaling pathway; hormone-mediated signaling pathway; activation of adenylate cyclase activity. Gene Ontology annotation, molecular function: G protein-coupled peptide receptor activity; protein-hormone receptor activity; protein binding. The record is from RefSeq and is a predicted model, not a curated record. Lineage: Eukaryota; Metazoa; Arthropoda; Insecta; Hymenoptera; Vespidae. Gene Ontology annotation, cellular component: plasma membrane.
GUUGGUCGUAUAUAUUAUGUAUAUAGUAUAUCGUAUGCCAUCGUCGUCUCUUAGGAAAUAGUUCAUGUUUUCUUUUUUUCUUUCUCAUUCGUUAUCGAGAAAGAGGGACGAAUAAUCCGUUCGACGGUGGGAUUCUUUCAUUUCGGUUAGAUUCGGUCAAUUCGUUGUGUCGUGUGCGAGGAUAGACAUUUCUUUUGGGAGGAGGAGGAGGAGGAGGAGGAGAUUGCUACUGUUACUGUUACUUGCUGUUGCUAUUGCUGUUGCUACUUUGGUUAUAUUUCGAGCGGAGAAACGCGAAGAGGAAUAUUCAUUCGUGCGUGCUCGGAAUUCGUUUCCUUUGGCCGGCCCGCAGGCGGUUGGCCUACGUGUGAGAGAGUUUCUGACGAUAUCGAGGAUAAAAAAGAGAUAAGAAAGGAAAAGAAAAAAGAAAACGAAGAGAGAAAGAAAGAAAGAAAGAAGACAAGAGAAGGGUUGUCCAGGAUUAUAAGUUUUUUUUUUUUUAGUGUUCUAUAGAGAUGCAUUUACAUUUUUCAUACGGAACUACAAUCGUCCUGGCGAUGAUGUUGUUCUGUCGUAUCACUCACGCUCAGGACGAAAUCAUCCUUCAAAGUCUAACUACUAUGGAGACUUGUAACGUCACCUCGGAUGGGCGAGGAUUUAUAUGUCGUGGACCAAAUUUUGUAUCAGCUUUAAAGAGCCGGUCUUUCGAAAGCAUCGUUCUACGAUCACCGGCUAAUAUUACUAAACUUGACUUGACGAACAACAACAUAACACGUGUCUCAGCGAAUGUUUUUCAUCUACUGUCUAAUCUCGAAUUUUUAUCGUUACGACGUAAUCGUCUAUAUACAAUCCACGAAGAUGCAUUUGACAAUUUAACGAAUCUUCGAGUAUUGGAGCUCGAUGAUAAUUAUUUAACAGAAAUUCCUAUCGCCCUUAUGAAACUCGAUGCUCUCGAAGAUUUAUCCAUUUCCAACAACAAGGUACAAAUACUCGACGGUUAUAUAUUUCAAAGUAUGGAUAAUUUAAUAUCACUCGAUUUACGUGGAAAUCCGAUUAAACAAAUAAACGAUAAUACAUUUCAAAAUCUUCAUAAACUUCGUAAGUUGAUAUUGUCAGACGUAAAAGAAAUGAGAAUUUUUCCUAAUCUCAACGGAACGAGUUCUUUAGAGGUUUUGAAAUUAGAUCGGGCAAGGCUUAAAGCGAUUCCACCUGAUCUUUGCAUUCAAUGUCCAAAAUUGAAAAGUUUCGAUGUGAAAUCGAAUUAUUUGACAAAAAUCCCAAAUUUAAGAAAUUGCCAUGACCUUCGCGUCUUAGAUUUGGCAAACAAUGCGAUCUCCUCGUUAUCCAAUGCACCAUUUAAAACAUUGAACAUGUUACAUGAUCUUCUAUUAGCGAAUAAUAAUUUAAAAACAAUUUCGAGAGAUGCAUUUUCUGGAUUAUCGAAACUUCAAGUUUUGGAUUUGGAAAGUAAUUACAUAGAUUACAUUGAUCCAGGUGCGUUUACAGAGACAGAACAUUUGGAGGAUUUAAAUCUUGGAAACAAUGUAUUCCCAACUUUACCAGUUAACGGACUCUCAGGAUUGUUACAUCUGAAAACUUUUAACAAUCCAGCUUUAAGACAAUUCCCAUCACCGGAUAAAUUUCCACGAGUACAAACAAUGGUACUUUCCUACGCUUAUCAUUGCUGUUCGUUUCUAUCGAUCGAGAUAGAAGACACCGUAACACAGUCACCAUUACGCGAAUCUAUUUUAUUUCCUACGGAUAACGAAUUCGACAUGACUUUAUGGAACACCAGUUUUGGGGAUGUUUGGCCUCAUCUAAAUAAUUUGAGCGAUAAAUUUGGAUCGCAACUAAACGAACUUUGGGAUAACUUUGGUCCAGAUUUUACAUAUUCCGGCAACGUACCUCCCUACAGCGAGGACUACAUUGAGGAACAAAUUGGACAGAAUGCAGCAUCGGGACAACAAACAGUGCCUUCUCAUGUACAAUGUUUACCACAACCUGGUCCUUUUUUGCCGUGUCAAGAUUUGUUCGAUUGGUGGACGUUACGAUGCGGAGUUUGGAUAGUUUUUCUACUUGCCAUGCUUGGAAAUGGAACUGUUGUAUUCGUAUUGAUAUUUUCUCGAAGUAAAAUGGAUGUACCUCGAUUUUUAGUAUGCAACUUAGCUGCAGCUGAUUUUUUUAUGGGUGUUUAUCUAGGUUUAUUGGCGGUGCUUGAUGCGUCUACAUUAGGAGAAUUCAAAAUGUAUGCAAUACCUUGGCAAAUGUCGGCAGGAUGUCAAUUAGCAGGAUUUCUUGGUGUCCUAAGUUCCGAAUUGAGCGUCUAUACUUUAGCUGUGAUCACAUUAGAAAGGAAUUAUGCAAUAACCCAUGCAAUGCAUCUUAAUAAAAGACUUUCAUUAAAGCAUGCCGUUUAUAUCAUGACGAUCGGUUGGGGAUUUGCCACAUCUAUGGCUAGUCUACCGCUCUUUGGUAUUUCCGAUUACAGGAAGUUUGCAAUAUGUUUACCAUUUGAGACUAGUGGCACUGCAGCCUUAGUGUACGUAGUCUUUCUAAUGCUCAUCAAUGGAGUAGCAUUUUUAAUUUUAAUGGGCUGUUAUCUGAAAAUGUACUGUGCGAUACGCGGCUCGCAAGCAUGGAAUUCAAACGAUUCUCGUAUCGCUAAACGUAUGGCACUACUUGUGUUCACGGACUUUUUGUGUUGGUCACCAAUAGCAUUUUUCUCGCUUACUGCAGCUUUCGGGCUACAAUUAGUGUCCUUAGAGCAAGCUAAGGUAUUCGCUGUUUUCGUCUUACCACUGAAUUCCUGUUGCAAUCCAUUUCUAUAUGCUAUUUUAACGAAACAAUUCAAAAAGGAUUGCAUUUUAAUAUGCAAAGCAAUAGAAGAGUCCCGCGUUACAAGAGGAAUCGGCAGAUGUCGGCAUAGUUCGAAUUUCAGUAAUCGCCAAACCCCAGCUAAUACGAAUAGUCUGGUGGACAGAUCUUCUAAGGAACAUCAAGCACCAUGCGUCUGCACUUCGAAACUAUUGGAAACGAGCCAGUGCCCCAGUUAUCGAUGGUGGGGAACUAGAUUUCUCUGGCCUUGCGCGGCUGAUCAAAGACAACGUUAUACACGUAACGAUCACUACGCUUACCAAAUCGCUGAAAUACAACAGAAACAGCAUAAACGUGCUUCAUCGGUUUCCUCUAGCGAGAACUUCUCUUCAUCUCGUUCGGACUCCUGGAGACAAACUCAUCAUUGUGGUAUACCGUUGAGAUUAUUGGAUCCCAAACGAAGAACAUCAUCUUGGUUGGUAACUAGGAAACCAUCUCAAGAUUCCAACCUUAGUUCAUCCCGUAAUGACUCCUCGGGUUCAGCAGCUACCGCCAGCACCAGUACGUGGCGUAUGUCAAGAUCAACAGCCUCCUUAGAGAUCAGUGCACGCAACACUCCAAGACCUAUCAGGCCUAAGCCAAGAUUGACGCGACAACUUGCGAUUCAAGAACCCGAACCACCAGCUUCACCGUCUAGAUUAGCAGUACGUUUGUUGGCUACUAUACCUUCGGCUGCUGAAAUGAGCGAACAGCAAGACGAAGAAAGUACUGUACCUAAAUAGAUAACAUAAUUAUUAUUAAAUAAGGAACGAUGCGAGACACGUUUCAGUAUUAAGAAUAAAUAACGAGAUACCUGCCAUGUUUUUUAUCCGAAUUCACAAAAUAGCGUUUAGCAUAUAAUAUGCGUUUUCGAUUUUUUAUAGGAGUCGACGUUAUCGCUUAGAUUAUUUACAAAUAUUUAGGGAUAAGAUCAAGAUUUCAUAUUAUGCUUGCAUAUAUGAAGAGAGAGAGAGAGAGAGAGAGAGAGAGAAAGGAA